Molecule: messenger RNA, 396 nt
Organism: Solanum dulcamara
Lineage: Eukaryota; Viridiplantae; Streptophyta; Magnoliopsida; Solanales; Solanaceae
Product: putative xyloglucan endotransglucosylase/hydrolase protein 1
Exons: 3
Coding region: 1-396 (131 amino acids)
Biological process (GO): carbohydrate metabolic process
Molecular function (GO): hydrolase activity, hydrolyzing O-glycosyl compounds
Source: RefSeq, a predicted model, not a curated record
AUGGUUUAUGAUGCAGGAGCUGGAUUCAAGUCCAAAUUACAGUAUGAAUCUGGAUUAUUUACAGUAAGGAUAAAGAUAUCAAACAAGAAAACUAAUGGAGUCAUCACAGCUUUCUACUUAAUUUCAGAUGAUCAAGAUGCAGGGGUCAAUCAUGAUGAAAUAGACUUUGAAUUUAUAGGGACUGAAGGGAGAUUGCAGACAAAUAUAUUUGCUAAUGAUAUGGGUGGCAGAGAAGAAGUUUUUCAACUUCCUUUUGAUCCUUCUGAGGAUUAUCAUACUUAUCAAAUUCUUUAUACUCCACAACGCAUAGUAUCUGAGCCCAUGGACCAGGCCCAAAUUAGGCCCAAAUCAAUUGCAGCUUAUGAGGAAUUUCAGACAAAAAUAUAUGAUUCUUGA